UCAUCUGGCCUUUUCCAGGAAGUAGAAAAACAUCAACAAUCCAGAGGUUCAGACUGGGGUUGACAGUGUCACAUUAAUCCAGCAUCAGCAGCAAAUAGGCAGCGAAACACGGGAGUCUCUAGAAGUUGUUUUUUUUAUCUUCGUAAAGGGUGUGUUUCACCAUCGUAAAACAUGUCGGUGUUCGGGAAGCUGUUUGGAGGAGGAGGCAAAGGAAAGGGACCGAGUCCGCAAGAAGCGAUCCAGAAACUCCGGGAGACGGAGGAGAUGCUAACGAAGAAACAAGAAUUCCUGGAGAAGAAGAUCGAGCAGGAACUGCAGAUCGCUAAGAAGAACGGGACGAAAAAUAAGCGAGCGGCUCUGCAGGCUUUGAAAAGAAAGAAGAGGUACGAGAAGCAGCUGGACCAGAUUGAUGGAACACUGUCUACCAUUGAGUUCCAGAGAGAGGCUCUGGAGAACGCCAACACCAACACUGAAGUUCUCAAGAACAUGGGCUUUGCUGCCAAGGCCAUCAAAUCUGCUCAUGAAAACUUGGACAUUGACAAAGUAGACGACCUGAUGCAGGACAUCACAGAGCAGCAUGAGAUAGCUCAAGAAAUCUCUGACAUCAUCUCCAAACCAGUCGGCUAUGGAGAGGAAUUUGAUGAGGAUGAGCUGCUCGCAGAGUUGGAUGAGCUGGAACAGGAGCAGCUGGACAAAAACCUGCUGGACAUCGGUGGACCAGAGACCGUCCCCCUCCCCAACGUGCCUUCAACCUCGUUACCAUCCAGACCAGCCAAGAAAGAAGAGGACAAGGACGACAUGGAGGACCUGCAGCGCUGGGCGAUGGAAGCCUUGUAAAGGCUGCUACAGUACAUUGCCACGGUGUACUUGCAUUAUGAAAGGAUGAUGAAACAAGGGGAACAAAUGAAGGACUGAUGAGACGGUAUGUGUGGUUGGGUUUGUCUGUGGAAAUCUGAAUGUCAAAUUAUUUUAACACUACAAGAGGCAGAAAGCUAUAAAACCACUGUCUGGGUCCCGUUCAGCACUUAAAUUUAGAAAAGCCCUCAUUGCUUACUACAAAUGAGUCGUAAUUUCCUAUUAAACGCACUGACAUUGUACUGACAUUCUAAAAGUUUCCUCACUGUUUUAACCAUGACCUCAGUCGGAUCCCAACAUUUCAUGGUCCACCUAAUUGGCCAGAGCCUUUUAACACCUUUGGAGCUCAUGUUCAGAUGUGUUAAUGUUCGUAUAUGAGCUCUGUGGUGAAGUAACGCACCUGUGUUCAGGUCUUUGUUUGCGGACUGUUUCCUCGAGGAUGCUGCUGUAUGACAGUUGAAGUUUAUUCCUCAAAUAUCCAUACCUGGCUGAAGUAUUUACCUGUGUUUUUGAUGUUGUUGGUUUUGUUUUUUCCUUAUGUUUUUAUUUUAUUUUAAUACAUUAAUUAUUUGUGUACCUUGUUUUGUUGUUAACUGCUCUAUUGACUGGAGAAAACAUGAGCAUGUGCAGGGUGAAGACGUUAGAGGCUGUUUGUUUGCCCGUAUCUGAACCUUUUCUUUUUAUUUCAGGCUACGUGCUUGUCCAUAUCGUUUGAACCAGUGGUCCUUGUGAUUUGAUGUAAAUAUUCCAAAUGUUUCUCUUUUAUAUACUGUACUGUACUUUUUCCGUCGCUAAGAAGUUACGUUGAGGUUGUGUCAAGCAUGCAACAACAGGAAAUCACAAUAUGCAUGGCAACAUGCAGCUACAAAGAUAAACAGCCAGACAUUUUCAUCCAUCACCAAUGUUUAUGUUUUUUUCCAUAAAGGUCUUAUUGUUUCAAACUGUAUAUUGAAGAACACUAUUAAUAAUGAUGAACUAUUGUGACACUUUAUUAAUUGCAUCCAGUUCCAGAUUAAGUUAAUUUUAGGAGAUUUGAUUCAAGCUAGUUUAAACAUCAGCAUUUCAUAGUUGUGAGAGGUAAAUUCUUUAGUUUUUCAAAGCCAUGUAUGUAAAACCUUUUUACAUAAAAAAAAAACAGAAACACACAAGAAUGGAUAGACAAGCAUGUUGGCAUUUCAGUGUUUAUUUAUCCAACAGAGGUUAUAUUCUUUGCAACCUCAUUAAAAGAUUUCAGUUCUUUUGCUGUAA
Messenger RNA from Cynoglossus semilaevis (tongue sole), 2103 nucleotides. RefSeq names its product charged multivesicular body protein 4c. The coding region runs from base 172 to 837 and encodes 221 amino acids. NCBI's taxonomy places the organism in Eukaryota, Metazoa, Chordata, Actinopteri, Pleuronectiformes, Cynoglossidae. The transcript has 5 exons. Gene Ontology annotation, cellular component: ESCRT III complex; cytoplasmic side of plasma membrane; multivesicular body. Gene Ontology annotation, biological process: late endosome to vacuole transport via multivesicular body sorting pathway; vesicle budding from membrane. The record is from RefSeq and is a predicted model, not a curated record.